Messenger RNA from Salmo salar (Atlantic salmon), 4229 nucleotides. It is a transcript of the gene ccdc80, whose product is annotated as coiled-coil domain containing 80. Gene Ontology annotation, biological process: positive regulation of cell-substrate adhesion; extracellular matrix organization. Gene Ontology annotation, cellular component: basement membrane. Lineage: Eukaryota; Metazoa; Chordata; Actinopteri; Salmoniformes; Salmonidae. The record is from RefSeq and is a predicted model, not a curated record.
ACAUUACUGGGAUAGCUUCUGUAGUUUAGGUUGGGGAGUCGGGAGAAAGAAGAGGGAGACGUAUUUCCCAGACAGAAGAGCGACUCUGUGCAGGUUUUCCUCUUGAAAUCGGACUAGGCUUGCUGUGCGUAAAACGCCCUGCUUUUUAGUUGGAUUAUUUUGAUAGUUGGAAAAAACUAUCUUUUAAAAUAAUGGUCAGGUCCGAGAAUAAAAUAACACGGAUUUAUUUUCGAGACAGUGCUGUAUAUCUGUUUACUUGUGGAUGUUAAAAUGUCGCGUACACUCGGAGUGUAUAAAUGGUAUGCAACAUUUUUCCAGAAUUGGCAAAGUCACCGUAUUUUCCUAAUUUGUGUGGUUAUUUUGAGAGCUGAAGUUGGAAGUUUGGAUUAACGGUUUCUAAAUACCCGGAAUGUUUUUCAGGAAUUGCUGACUCCGUCAAUUGGUGCCUGGUUUGGAUAUUUUAGAACCUCUCUGGUGAGUUUUUCCUGUCUGCGUUUUCACCUGGCUCUCAGGUUGAUCGCAGGCUGGUGAAGUGGCGUUUGGGUUUGGCUGGUGUUCCACUGCAAAAAGUAAAGGCAUGCUUUAAAACACAGUAAUAAAGUCUUUCUCUUGCACUCAAGUUUUUUUAAAACUUUUUUUAUUUCUUAUUUAUUGAACAUAAAUGCUCUAAAGACGCACACAGGUCCCAUGUCCACUAUUGGAUAUUCUUCUCUCUUUCUGGUUGUUUAUUGUAACUAACAGUUUACAAUAAUGCGGGGAGAGUUUGUUCUGGGUCUGUCCCUGCUGUGUCUGCUAGCGUGGGCAGGACACGCCGACAAACAGGCCCACCUCAGACAGUUUCCCUUGCGCCAACGCACCAAACUCAAUACCGGGCGUCUGCAGCUCGGCGCAGCCGGCAGAGAGCGCACUGUCGGCGUGGGAGGAACCCGCCCAGGACCCGGCUCCCCCUCGGUGCCCUCCGGGAUCAGCGCCAGGCGCGACGAGGACAUGCAAGCGGACCAGGUCUCUGUUCUUCAGCCCAGGACUGGGUCUGGUCAGGGCAGGAGAGGUGGAGCGCUGGCAAGGGCAGCAGGGAGGAGGGUAGCUGGGAAGAUGGCUCCACUCCAGUCUGGCAUGUUUCAGGAUGAAGGCACUCCCGGGGCGAGGGCCAGACAGACCCGAAUGCCAAGCAGCGCAGGUUCGCCUAACCUCCUGGCGAGCUUUGCAGGGAAAAACCGAGUCCUGGUGAUUUCUGCUCCACAUGACUCAGAUGGUUACUACCGGCUGAUGAUGACACUGCUGAAGCCAGACGUGUACUGCGAGCUGGCAGAGAGGCACGUGCAACAGAUCGUGAUAUUCCACCAGGAGGGGGAGAUGGGUGGGAAGGUGAGGCGGAUCACCAGCGAGGGGAAGGUGAUGGAGGAACCUUUGGACAAAGUGCUUAUCCCCCGCCUCAUGACCUUCCUCAAACUGGAGAAAGGUAAGUUCGGUAUGGUGCUCCUGAGGAAAACACUGCAAGUGGAGGAGAGGUACCCCUAUCCAGUCAGGCUGGAGGCCAUGUACGAGGUCAUCGACCAGGCACCAAUGAGGAAGCUGGAGAAGAUCCGACAGAAGGGAUUCGUCCAGAAGUGUAAAGAGGCGGGAGUAGAGGGCCAAGUGGGUGGGGGGGGUGGAGACUCAGGGAUGGAAGUUGAAACAGGUGGACAGGUAGACCCGACCCCAGAGAGGAAGCCGCCUGCGAGGAAGCCAAUGAGGAGACCCACAACAACCACCACCAUUGCCACGAGGUCGACAACAACGAGGCUAACGACAACUUCGAUAACAACAAGACCCACGACGACCACGACAAAAGCCACCACGACAACAACGAAAGCAACAACCACACCAAAGCCCACAACAACCACAACUAAACGCCCUGUGACCACACGACAGACCACUACCACCAGAACCCAGAGACCCACAAAAGCCCAAACCACCCCUCACUGGCUGCCUGCCCCUAGGACCACGCCUGAGCCCUAUAACCGCAGAGACAAGGGGAGAGACAGGGCGAGGUACCCGCCCAAGACCACCACGUCUGGGGACAACCGAACAGACAAGGAGGGGAAGGACCACAACGGCCGUCAGCCGGCCGGAGUGAUACCCACCCAGCACAAACCCACCAAGGGCAAACCUACCAAAAGGAAGAAUGGGAAGGUGUUGAAUAAUGAGUAUGAGGAGAACUAUGAAUCAAGCCAGCCCACCGCCAGCAACCCAGAGACACAGACAGAGGUCAACACAGAGGUCAGCCCAACCAAGAGGGGCAAGGGAAAACACGACAAUACUGAGAAGAAGAAGAAAAAGAAGGGCAAACCGGAAAAGGCCACCAAGAGGGACAAGGCAGAGAGGAGAGGAGCGAAGGUGGGGAAGGAGGGAAAAAACAACGGGAAGAAGAACGGAAAGAAGGUGUUGAAGAAUCACGAGAAAGAGGAGUACCACAAACCCACCAAGAAGCCUCCGCCUCCUAAGGGUUCCCUGGCUUCCUUCCUGGACUACUUUGAGAACAGGAGACGACUUGUGAUCAUAACGGCCCCCAGUGAGGAGAGCACUAUGUAUGUGCAGCAGAGGGAUGAGUACCUGGAGACGGUGUGUGAGAUGGCCAUCAGGAAAGUCUCCAUCAUCACCAUCUUUGGCUCUGUCACCAACUCCACCAUGAAGAUAGAUCACUACCAGCUGGAGAACGACAAGCCUAUGACGGGUCUUCGUCAGGAGGACCUGGUGAACCAGGAUCUGAUCACAAAGCUCAGGAAGGAGUUUUAUAUGACAUCUAACGACUUCUACAUGGUUCUCACUGACACUGACAUGAGAGCCAAGCAAUCCUACGAGGUACCGAUCGCCAUGAAGGCUGUGUUUGAUUACAUCGACACCUUCUCCUCUCGCAUCAGAGAGAUGGAACAGCAGAAGAGAGACGGAGUGGUCUGCAAGAAGGAGGACAAACCCAGAUCACUGGAGAACUUCCUCUCCAGGUUCCGUUGGAGGCGUCGGCUGUUUGUAAUCUCCGCCCCCAACGAUGAGGAAUGGGCCUAUCAGCAGCAACUCUAUGCCCUGACCAGCCAAGCCUGCAACCUGGGCCUGAGACACAUCUCCAUCCUGAAGCUGGUUGGCAUGGAGGCAGUGGACCAGGGAGGAGUCCUAGAGCUCUAUCCAAUCAACGGCAGCGCCACGGUGGAACGUGAGGGCCUCUCGGCCGCCUUGGUCAAAGACAUCCGCAACUACUUCCAGAUCAGCCCAGAGUACUUCUCCAUGCUGCUGGUGGGAAAGGACGGCAACGUCAAGUCGUGGUACCCGAGCCCCAUGUGGUCCAUGGCCAACAUCUACGACCUGGUGGACUCCAUGCAGCUCCGCAGGCAGGAGAUGGCCAUCCAGCAGUCACUGGGCAUGCGCUGCCCCGAAGACGAGUAUGGGGGCUACGGAUACCAUCACAAUGGCUACGACGGUUACCAGGAUGCUUAUCACCAGGGAUACGGUUACUAAAGGGGUCGGGGAGAGGGUGUCAAUAGUCUAUCAGCAAUGAUAUGGUUACUAAGGAGUAUGUUGCCUAAUCUCAUAGAUGCUUCUUGAUGGCACUUUGUAGAUUUGAAUGGAUCAGAUGGGUGUAAGCAAGCCCUCUGGUAGUCUAGAUGGGAUUUUCACCAUGUUGCUUGAAUCAGAUCUACAAGUUAGCAGUAAGUAUCUAGGGCUAGAGGAAAGGGAUUUAAUUAAAAUUGGGCAUGUGUGUGUGAGGGGCAUGUGUAUAAACUUUGUCUCGCCUCCUUAUUAGUGGAUUGUGUUUUCAGGAAGUUUAUGCACAGGGUUAAAGGGUAAGGGGUUAGCUCUGUACUUCCUGGUUUUGUACUAGAAGGAAAUAAAGGAUUCGAUAGCGAUGUCAUCAAUCUCAAUCUUUCUUUAUAUCAGUCUUGUUCUUGUGUAUUAAGAAUUACAAUUGAAAACUUUUCAACAUUUCACGUUUUCGAUCAGUCGACUUCAAUUCCAUUCCUGACCAAAUGUUAAUUUUGACCUUAUUGUAGAUACAAACGUAAAGAUAAGUAAACAUUUUUGUAUUUAUUGGAUUUUGUAUUUGAGGCGGUUUUAUUUGAGGCUAUCAAUAUCAGAGCUAUAACUGUCUGUUUCUAAGAUGAAUUUUCAUCUCGUUUGUAAAGUUUCCUGUUGCUACACAUUGUUCUUAUUUAUACUCUGUGGUGCUUUAUGACAAAUAAAACUUUGUUUACUAUCAA